Molecule: messenger RNA, 975 nt
Organism: Mesocestoides corti
Lineage: Eukaryota; Metazoa; Platyhelminthes; Cestoda; Cyclophyllidea; Mesocestoididae
Source: the annotation of a GenBank genome assembly
UUGAACGCCAAGAAGUGGUCACCAUCUGAUUGGUUUUUCCACAACACAAGUCUUUCGAACCCCUUCAAUCUUUUGCUAGGCUUAUCCGACAUCUGUGGCAACGUUGAUGAACUCCGGAAAUCGCUCCCACAUGUCGACCUUGAAACAGGUCUAAAAAAUCGGGAUUUCAACAAAACGCUGCUUAGCUGGGAUGCCGACACAGCUGCACCAAUUUCAAAUUCAGGCAAGACUACCCCCAGAGGUAGCAGCAACUUAGGCAAUGUGUUUUUGGUUUCUUUUAAUGACCGCAACAUUAUAACCGGAGAAAGCUGCACAGACUUUGACAUUUCUGAAGAAAUGAAACCAGUUGGCCCUCGUCGACGAUCAGAUGCUGGAAAAAACACGAUCACUGGGGAGAACUGCAGUACUUACGAUGUGAAUGUAGAAAACGCCAAGACCGGUAGAGCCCGUGUUCGAGCUCGGUCCGAGAGCAAAAGGAUCAAUCCACUGAGUGGUGAAAAUGUGAGCGCUUUUACCAUUUCUAAGGAGGAGAAAAAAAGACCGACGAAGCCUUAUGUUUACACCAACGCGGUGACGGGCGAGAACUGCCAGAGCUACAAAAUAACUCCCAUCGAGCGCAACGUCACCGCGCGUCCAAACACCGCGCCCUCAAAUCCCCUCCUUGGCGAAAACACACAGCACUACAAAUACCGAGUUGGAGAAAAAGAGAAAUCAGUGAAGUCGCGUGACAUUAGUUCACCACUCACGGGACCAGGUUCGCGAGGAACGACCUACUCAAUCUCUGUGGAAGAGCGUCGCCGACAACCUUCCACCGCGAAUUCAACAAGGAAUGUUUUGACGGGCGAGAACUGCUCCACCUACCAGAUCUGUCAAGAGAUGCGAAGCGAACGAAAAAGUUCUGCUCCACCUACCCCUAGAGGUAUCCAACCAAGUUAUUGUAACCCACGCCUCGUACCCUUCUCUGGUUGUCUAUAA